GAUUUAAUUAACAGCAACUAAUUAGAAAUAAAUUCAUAAAAUGUUUGGUAUUUUAAAGAGAUUAUUUCUGACAGGAAAGUGUUUCUGUGUUUCUACCAUGGACUCAGAAGAGCUGUCAGGUGGAUUCUUAACUGGUUUAUAGAACAGAGAAUUUAAGGAAAAACAGUCCACACCAACAAUGGACACAGAAGAAGCUUCUCAAGCCCUGUUGAGCUUUCUCUCCAAACUUGGACUAGAGAAAUAUUAUCCCAACAGACUUUCACGUCAGUCUCUCUUGGAGAUCAACACAAACAGCUUAAAUGAAAAACCUGUUUCAUCUCUAGAGGACAUACCAUGGUACUUUCUCAGAAAACUUUUUAAAAUCAGUACCAAGUGCAGGAGCUGUACACAAAUAACAAGCAAUCAAAAGGAAAACAAUGAUGACUUUGACCUGAACCUUUACACUACAAAUGACUCUGACAAUAAAAUUAACCCUCUUGACCUCAUAGUAGCUCUCUUCCUUUGUGCUGACAGCUUCUUACAACAGGAAAUGUCUCUCAAAAUGUCCAUGUGCCAGUUUUCUGUCCCACUGCUGUUGCCUCAUGGCAAUAAGAGUCAGUGCAGCCUGAUGCUUUGGGCUCUGAGAGACAUCGUCAAAGAGUGGCGUCCACAUGAUCUGUCUGAAUCAAGAGGUUUUGUUGAAGACAACAUUGUCCAAGCAGAUCUACCGUUCUAUUCCUUUGUGAGGCUGAAAAACUGCAGUUUAUCAAAGUCUCACUUUUUGAACCAGGUUCUUAGUCGUGGUCAACAGAAUCACAAUAUCUUCAUACACAGAGAUAUGAAAGGAGGAGGAGUUAGAAGAGAAAUAUCCAAUGGACUGGUGGAGGUCUGCUGGUAUCUACCAUGUGGUACAGAAAAUCUAGACAUAUUUCCAGAACCUGUGGCUUUUGCAAAUAUGAGAGGAGACAUUUGUGAGUCACUUCAACAGUUCAGUUUUCUUCGUCGUGUGUCAAAUGUCACCUUUGUGUUCCUGGACAAAGUUGAAGAAAAUGAGUUGAAGGUUCUGACUUCUGUUAAAGAUGUGAAAUCUAAACUCUUCCUGGUAGUUAAUCAAAAGGACGGGAAUGUUAAAGAAGACAUGGUGUCAGUCAAGAAAGCACUGGAGACACUGGAUUUUCCAAAGGACAGUUUCAUAGUAAAAAAAACAGGUGAUAAUGCAGCAGAGUUUUCAAAGAAACUUUCUGAAGCCAUCAAGACAUGUCUCUCACAUGUCAAAGCUACAACCAGCAUUGUAAAUAUGUUUGACAAAGCUGUUGAACUUGGUCUGUCUGUGGAUGAAAACAAAACUGACCAACAAAACAAAGCAGCCAAAGAGAUCAUGGAUGGUAUUGGAGUCAGAUUGAUUCCACAAUACAAGAGUCAGCAACUUCCUCUACAAGGAGAUAACUGGAAAAAGUUAUCAGAUUUAGAAAAGGAGGAGUGUAGACCAAAGAAAUCUGGUGACUGGAAACUGGAAGAGUAUAAAAUUUACCGACAAGAUAAAAAACAAAUAAUUAGGAAGGAGCUAAACACGUACAAACUAUCCAAAGGAAUGGAAACUUUUAUUUCUAACUUAUCAACAAAUGACAAAGAAAAAAGAGACUUUUUCCUCAAAUGGAUGAAACUAAAACUUGAUUCCCAUUCAAGAAAAAAACUGUCUGAUCUGCGGAAUAAAUUCAAAGAGCAAUGCACAAAGAAAGAUGUGAAACAAAUAGCAGAGUUGGAUCAAGCUUUGGUGGAGAGCUCUUUAGGCGUAGAACAUUACAUGAGAGAGAUGGGACUGAUCUAUGAAUUUGUGCCAGAACCUCAUCAUGAAAGAUAUCAUCUCCCUUCUCUGGCUGCUGAACUGCUGUUGGAUGGAUAUCCUUUAGAGCUCUUGGAUGGAGAUGCUUCCAACAUCCCACAGAGAUGGGUGACAGAUGUGCUGAUGGAGCUUCACAAGAAGGUUGGAGAGAAGAGCAGACUGUUGGUACUGACUGUAUUAGGAGUCCAAAGUUCAGGGAAGUCAACACUCCUCAACACCAUGUUUGGUGUACAGUUUCCUGUCAGCAGUGGCAGAUGUACCAGAGGAGCUUAUAUGCUGUUCCUCAAAGUCGGAGAUGAUUUGAAAAGUGACUUAAAGUCUGACUUCAUAGUUCUCAUUGACACAGAGGGUCUAAAAUCUCCUGAUCUGGCACAACUAGAGGAGAGUUAUGAACAUGACAACCAGCUGGCAACCUUUGUAAUCGGCCUCAGUGAUGUCACCAUCGUCAACAUCUCAAUGGAGAACUCAACUGAAAUGAAAGAUGUCCUGCAAAUCACAGCCCAUGCAUUCUUGAGAAUGAAGUUAAUUGAUAAAAAACCCAUUUGUCAUUUUGUUCAUCAGAAUGUUGCAGAAGUUUCAGCUGAUUCCAAGCGUCUGAGAGAAAGAAAACAUCUGUUGGAUCAACUCAAUGAAAUGGCACAAAUUGCAGCUGAAAUGGAAAAACAACCUUCUAUCAAAGCCUUCACUGAUGUACUGGACUAUGACAUAGAAAAAAACAACUGGAACAUCCCAGGACUCUGGUAUGGAACACCUCCAAUGGCUCCAGUGAACACAGGUUACAGUGAAGCUGUAGCUGAGUUCAAGAAACAUCUUCUGGAGACAAUGAAAGAUGAAAGAAGAUCUGAACCCUCACAGAUCCCUGAGUUUCUAGAAUGGAUGACAAGUCUCUGGAAAGCAGUCAAAUAUGAGAACUCCAUCUUCAGUUUCAGAAACAGUCUUGUGGCUCAUGCCUAUGACAACCUUUGUAAAGUGUUCAGUGAUUGGGAAUGGGAGUUCAGGAAAGAGAUUCUUUCCUGGCAGACAGAAGCAGAGGUAGAAAUCUUAAAUGCUGACACUGAAUCUGAGAUGGAAACUAGUAAAGAUAUUAUAGAAUCAAAGAAAUCUGAAGUGUCCAAAAAAAUAAUGAAUGAACAACAAAAAAUGGAGGAUAAACUCAGUGACUACUACAAAAAGAAAGACAGACGUGUAAAUCUUAUAGAGAAAUACAAUGUUGACUUCUUCAACAACAUCAAAAGUCUUGCAAAAGAAAUCCAGCAGUCUAUGAAUAUUAAACUGGAUUGUGUCCUUGAGCGAAAAGUAAAUACAAAAAAAUCUCAGGACAUACAGAGGAAAUACAGAGAUGUGAUAGAAGACCAGGUCAUGAAGCUUGUGAGUGUCUGCAAAGACUCCAAACUGUCUGAUGAACAGUUGAUACAAGAGUUUGAAAAGAUGUGGAAUGAGGCCACUGCAGAUAUUUCUGACCUGAAAGAACGAGAUAUUAUGGAAGAUGUCCUCUCCAAGCUGAGAAAAAGGUUCUCAAACCGGAAUGUCAUUGAGGAAUUAGGGAAUUUUGACUUAAAGGACAUUGGUCAUGUUCCAUUCAAAAUCAAAUCUGAUCAUUUUGAUUCUUCGAUAAAAAUUCAAAGUUUUAUGGUAAAUGAUUUGCAGAGCUUGGCAGACAGUGUCAUUGAGUCUUGCAGACAUUUUGUACUUGAUAAAGUAAAGACAAAUGAAGAUUACCGUGACUCUUUCACGAUGGAACUUCUGGAGAAAAUUGAUCAAUUUCUUCAACAAUGUUAUGAAAAUUAUAAAACACAUAUGAAUUUUGAGAUUGAUCUCAAACUUCAUAUUUGUGGCUUUGCUUCAAGGGAGUUCCUGAAAAUGCACAGAAAGUUUUUGUCAGGUAUAAAUCCUAAAACUCAGCUGGAGAAAGACAAGAAGCAGUACCUGUCUGACUUUCUGGAUUUAUACAAACAGAGAGAUCAAAGCCAGAAAAAAGCAAAUGAUUUUGUCAAGUUUUGCGUCAAACCUGCUGUGGAAGACUACAUCAACAGAUCUCUGGGAAUAGACAUCGUGGAUGAAAUCUUGACGAGCUCCCAUUCAGCUGAGUUCAGCUCCCGCUCUUAUUUCCAGUACAACAGUCAGAGAGAGUUGCUGAAGAAGAAAGACUUUCAGAGCUUUGUCAAGUACAUUUCUAGAUAUGAAAUAUUUGUCAAAGACUGGAUAUAUCAGCACAUUGUUCAAACAUUGUCUGAGGAGAAGACUCUGUACAAACUGAAGAACAAAAAUCUUGAGAUCAUAGUUCAGAAACUAGAAGCAGCAACAGAACAGGCCUCAAAAGGAGAGGAUUGUGUUCUUCUGCCAGAUAACACAGAAAGCAUCACCAAGUUCAUCAGUAACAUGAGAAAAUAUCUGAUUAAAGACAUCUCAAUCUCAGUGGAGGCUGAAAAAACAACACUGUUUCACAUCCAAAGCACAUGUCAUCCAUUUAUCCACAGUUUGAAGAUCUCAAUAGAAGAGAUGAAAGCUCAGCUUCAGGAGGAAUUCUCCAAAUCUGAAAACAUCACUGAGACUCUGAACAAAAUUCCAAUCAAACCACAGGAUGAGCUUUUCAAGAGAGUGUUUGGUUGUGGAAAACAAUGUCCAUUUUGUAAAGUUCCCUGUGAGGCUGGAGGCAAAGAACACCAGAAACAUCAUGCAGCUGUACAUCGGCCACAAGGUCUUAGUGGAUCCACAUAUACAGACUCUAAGAAGCUGGUAGAAACCCUGUGCACAACUGCUGUGUACAGUGAUAGUGCAUUCAGUAACAGAGACACUAAAGGGGAGUGGCAUCCUUACAAAGAGUAUCGCACAUACUAUCCAGACUGGCACAUUCCUCCAGACCGCACCAUAGAGUCAUCUGACUACUGGAAGUACAUCCUGGUAAAGUACAAUGACAGAUUUGCUGAAGAAUAUAAGGCCAAACCAGCUGAUGUUCCAGAGGCCUGGAAGAGAAUCACAAAGAAACAAGCUCUGAAAGGUUUAAAAGAUGCCUUCAACAUAAAGUGAAUAAUGUUUAAACCUGAUGAACAUCUACAAACUACACAAGGUUUAAGAUCAGACAGAAGAAGAAUCAGUAAUGUUCUUGCAUUUUAUCUAAAAAACAUGUCUUAAGUCUUAAGUCUAGUUCAAUAUAAAAAGUAAGAAUAAAAAACUUAACAGCAAUUUAAAUAUUUUUCAACCUGUGAAUGAAACCAUGUGUUCAACAGAAUACAAUGAUCAUACUAAUCAUGUAAGGAAAUAUGAAAAAAUGGAAUGGAAUAUGAAAGAUACCUGUUUUCUUUUCAGUUAUUAUACUUUAUUUAAAUUAGUUUCUUUUUUAUAUUCUCAUGGCUGAGUUUCCAGUAACCAGUGACAUGAUGAAGAUGAUGAGAAUGUACAGCAGACAUGUGAAAAAGAAAUGUUUUAUUACGUGUUCAUUCAUUGAUGCAGUACGUCUGAGUUUUUUAUAACUAACUCAUAAAGAUAGAGAGAUACUGUAAAAACUUUCUAUAUUUUUUUCUUUCUUUCAUUAAUAAACAUGUAAAGUGUUUUUACAGUUUUAAGUAUAUUUUAUUCUUUUGCUGAAUGGAAUAUUUAAAUGUCAAGAAGUUACCGCUGUUCUUGGAAGAAUGGAUCCUUAACAUGAUGAUAUUAUGAUGUUCAUUGUUAAAUAGAUGUUGGUGUUUUGUGGAAGUAGCAGGUUAGUAGGUAAAAAUACUAUGAUAUAGGUGUAUAUUAUAUACUAUAUAUGUAGUAAGAGGCUACGUGAGACAGAUGUUUUCUAAUAUAUCUCUGUUCUUUCAUAUUUUACAGUUUUAUUUGUAACAUGUAAAUAAUUCUCAUAUUGAGAUGAAUGUGAUGAAAAAGUCAGUGAAAAAGUUCAGACCUCGUGUUUUAAUGUUCGUUCUAAAUGAGACACCAGCAGGUGGCGCUGAUGCAUCAUUAGUAUUUUAGACAAAGCUUGCCAUAUUUUUAUGUUUGACUGUUUUUCAGGAUUCAUGUUUACAUAUAGUACAGUAAUGUGAGCAAUGACUAGUGAUGAUGAGAUAUGUUCAAACAUGUGUCUAAUAAAUAGAAUGUAACAG
Molecule: messenger RNA, 5907 nt
Organism: Mugil cephalus (flathead mullet)
Lineage: Eukaryota; Metazoa; Chordata; Actinopteri; Mugiliformes; Mugilidae
Product: up-regulator of cell proliferation-like
Exons: 3
Coding region: 179-4849 (1556 amino acids)
Molecular function (GO): GTP binding
Source: RefSeq, a predicted model, not a curated record